Messenger RNA from Cavia porcellus (domestic guinea pig), 5059 nucleotides. RefSeq names its product acid sensing ion channel subunit 3 (gene Asic3). The transcript is spliced from 10 exons. NCBI's taxonomy places the organism in Eukaryota, Metazoa, Chordata, Mammalia, Rodentia, Caviidae. Gene Ontology annotation, biological process: sodium ion transmembrane transport. Bases 3241 to 4977 code for a protein of 578 amino acids. Gene Ontology annotation, molecular function: ligand-gated sodium channel activity. The record is from RefSeq and is a predicted model, not a curated record. Gene Ontology annotation, cellular component: plasma membrane.
CACCUGGGUGCUGUCACCCAUGCCCCCAGCCUUCCCACAGCCCCCUUCCUAAACUCUCUCCAUUCCCAUUACCUCAGAUCCCACAGUCUGCAUUUCUCCCCCACCGCCCUCCAUGGACCAGUGCCUGCUGGGGCCACAGCUGGUCAGGGUAGGAUACAGGGUGAAUGGUCCGUUCCCAUAGGAUGUACCUGCCUGCUUUGCUGGACACCGCUGCCCUGCCUACAUGCUUUGAGUCUGACCCAAUGAGGCCGAGGCCAGCUUCCUGCUCCUCUGAAGCAGACCAAGAGACCAGAGGCAGCCUAAAUGAGUGAGCCUGAGGCCCCAGCACUGAAUGGGGUGGGCUGGCCCUGCGGGCACCUGUGGAGCCAUGUUCAUGGGAAGGGCCUGUGCACUGAGCUCGUGCCCAGGACAGAGCAGUGAGGCCCACAUGUCCCUGUGCUGCCACAGCUGCAGCAGCCCUCCUCACCCAUACACAAGGCUGGUGGCUUUCCACCUGGACACUUCCCACUGAGAAUGCUCCCCUGUCCAGCCAUGUCCAGUCACGGCACUCCAGUCCUCCAAGUGUGGAAAGAGGAGGUCCCUGUGCUGCACCUCCACAGCCCACCUGCCAUUUUGGACUCCUCCUGUGGCAAAGGGAUGGCUCUGUUUUCCGUGGGGUAGUUGUACUGGUAGGUAGAGCACAGGCUGUGGCUGGGAGGUCAUUCCAUAAGAGGCCACAGUGGCUCAGGCCAUGGUUUGGAUCUGGUGCCCUGUGGGGACAUUACACCAGCCACAGAGCCACCUGCCUAGAUGUUCAGCCUUGCAGCAGUACCUGCACAGUAGAGAGCAGCAGCUUGGCCAUGCUUGUUUCUGGAAGCUUCUUCCAAGAGUUAAGUGGGAGUUAUUCGUAAUCCCAAGGGUAGGGGCUUGGGCUUUAGCUCAGCAGCAUAAGCACCUGCCUUGCAAGCAGGCAGUCAUGAAUUCGAUCCCUGGUACCAAUAAAAAAAGAAAAAGACCAAAAAAAAAAAAAAAGUGGGAUAUCUGUAAUCCCAAGGGCUCAGAAGGCUGAGGCAGGAGGAUCACUGAAUUCAAGGCCAGCCUGCACUACAUACUGAGACCCUGGGUCAAUUAAAAACAAAGUUAAAUGGGGUGACCUGUGGUAAAAUGCUUAAAAACCACAGUGUGAACUCUGUGUGUGCAUACCUGUAAUCCAGCAUUUAGGAGGCUGAGGCAAGAGGAUACAUGUGAAUUCAGAGCCAGUCUGGGAUACAUAACAAGUCCAUGGGGGCUUGAGCUGCAUAUCAAGACCAAAACUCACAGUGUGGUAGACAGAAAAUGGUCAUUUCAGUGCUGCAAGCCACUGUAUUCAUCCCUCCCCAAUUACACACCCAUCCUGUGCUGCUGAGCCCAGCACAUCCUGAUAGAACCCAGGGUGCUGUCUCAACACAGCCUAAAGAUUUGACAGAGGAACAGUUGAGGCACAGCAUGAUCAUGUUUUGCUGGGAGAACUUUGUACCCACAGCUCACAACCAGAAGCCACUGAAAUUAAUAUGGUGGCCUCUAAUGUUUUUCAGAUGAGAUGAAAUAAACUUCGUAGGUCCACAAAGACAAGCCUCCUUUUUGCCCUCAGGCCUGCAGUGAACGUCACCACGCAUUUAGCCGGUACAGAGCUGACAGACCAGGACCAGGGCCCUGUGCCUGUGUUUUGCGGCCCCCCGUGGCUCAGCGGGGCUACAGCCUUCCAGCUUGGCACAGCUCCCUGCCCAGCUUUGGCCUAGCCAGCAGCACUGGCCUUGCAGACAGCAGCUGCUGAGAUCACUGUGACUCUGGUGGGAGACCCAACUCAAUCCCUCUUCCACCCUGCUGGGGUGGCAAACUGCUGGCUCUGCUCUCUGGAGGGCACUCAGUGGGUUCAGGGCACAAAGGCCCUUGGUUUAGAAGUGCCCCGUGCAGGAACAGAUGCACUCUUUCUCCCAUGCUGGUGGCAGCACAGAGUGACAGCCACCAUGGGAGGAGUUUGGUGACAUCUACCAGAUCACCACUGCUGUAGCCUCUUGACUCAGCCAUUGUGUUUCUGGAAGUCUACAACCAUGCACUGGUCAUGCACCAGCCUUGUGGUUACCGACUCCUGAGGUUGUCUCAUGUUGGUAGCAAGUGUCUGUGCUGGAAAGACUGGAAACCCCCACUGGUCAGGGAAUGUGGUUACAUAAAACCCUACAUAUCACACCAUGGCAGGGUAUGCAGCCACUCCUCAAAGGGGUUUCCCAGGGGCAGGGUCUCUAGGAUAUGUUCAGGAAGAAGGGGAAGAUAUGAAGUCAAGGGUACCCCUAGGGAGUGCCCCACACCUAGGGGGUACCAGUGGGCACACAUCACCUGGGGAUCAGGCCAGCCUCACCUACCGAAGGUUCUGAGUACGGAGAGGCAGAGAUCUGACUCCUUGGGGAUACGGUGUCCAUAAAACGAGGUGUCCCUGGAGUGGGGGUGUAGGAGGCCCUUUUGAUCCAGUAAGGCCUGCAAUGCUGGAGGCCCAGAAAGGAGAGAUCUGCUGAUGCCAAGCUUCCCACCACUCUCAGGCCUGGUCAAGAGCCAAGUCUACUCCACAACAAGAGAUGAACGCAGAUGGGGCUCUCAGGAACCAGAGAGCAGAGGGAGGGGCUGGGCCAAGGGUCAGUGACAGACCCCAGGCCCAAUGUGCAGGGGCUGCAACCAGGAAGCUGAGGCAGAGACACAUCUAACCCCAACAGCACCCGAAGCCCCAGCUUAUCCCUGGGCUCCCUUUGAGCCCUCUCCAGGACUACUGUGGUUUCCUCCUGGAGCCUCUGGUCUCUGCUAGCAGUGCUCCCCCUGCACUAAUGGCUCAGCCUAGGGCUGCAGGGACUUCCCUGCCCUCCAGGCCGUUCUGCUGCCCCCAGGCCCCCCUCACUGCUGAAACCCAAUCCUCUGCUGCAGCUCCACUCAGCAUCGCUCCACGCAGCUCCACAGCCCCUGCUUGCCAUCACUGCUCAUAUCCUACCUGGUCCUUGCUGCAGUGCCCGGCGCUGAGCCACCGCCUGUUUCCAGAGAAGGCUGAGCUGGACCCUCAGGUCAUCUCUUCCUGUCUCCCCAGGCCAGUGCCUCCCUCCUGCUCACCUUGGCUCUUCUCCCACCCUCUUCUCUGCUCACUUCAUCCCUUUCUGACCACCUAAAUCCUGCUUUGCCGCCCACCCUCCUCCCUCCAAGCCACAGAUUUCCUCUCUGCCCUCUCCCUCUCCAGCUCCAGCCAUGAAGGGUCCCUCAGGGCUGGAGGAGGCUCAGAGGCCCAGCUCGGACAUCCACGUGUUCGCCAGCAGCUGCACACUGCACGGGCUGGGCCAUGUCUUUCGCCCUGGUGGCCUCACCCUGCGCCGCGGGCUGUGGGCCUCGGCCGUGCUCCUGUCGCUGGCAGCCUUCAUCUACCAGGUGGCGGAGCGGGUGCAGUACUAUGGGGAGUUCCACCACGAAACAGUCCUGGACGAGCGUGAGAGUAACCAGCUCACCUUCCCAGCCGUCACCCUGUGCAACAUCAACCCCCUGCGCCGCUCACGCCUCACCCCCAAUGACCUGCACUGGGCUGGACCCGCGCUGCUGGGCCUGGACCCCGCGGAGCACACCGCCUUCCUGCGCGCCCUGGGCCGGCCGCCUGCACCGCCCGGCUUCAUGCCCAGUCCCACCUUUGACAUGGCACAGCUCUAUGCCCGCGCUGGCCACUCGCUGGAGGACAUGCUGCUGGACUGUCGCUACCGUGGCGAGCCCUGUGGGCCCGAGAACUUCACCGUGAUCUUCACCCGGAUGGGACAGUGCUACACAUUCAACUCUGGUGCGAGUGGGGCAGAGCCACUCACCACCUCCAGAGGGGGAGCUGGCAAUGGCCUGGACAUCUUGCUGGAUGUGCAGCAGGAAGAGUAUCUGCCAGUGUGGAAGCCCAUGGAUGACACCCCGUUUGAGGUGGGGAUCAGAGUGCAGAUCCACAGCCAGGAGGAGCCUCCUAUCAUCGACCAGCUGGGCUUCGGGGCAGCCCCUGGCUACCAGACUUUUGUGUCCUGCCAGAAGCAGCAAGUAUCCUCCCUUUGCUCCAAGUCAGCCCAGCCCCCUUCUUCCUCCUGCACCCCUGCAGUCUCUCAGCCCUUUAGCCUGGCUCCAAACUCCAGUGACUUUUCCCUGUCCCAGAACCUCCUUAACCCUAUCCUUCCACAGCUGAGCUUCCUGCCCCCACCGUGGGGUGACUGCAGUUCCACCUUUAUGGACCCCAACUUAGAGGAACCCUCUGAUCUUCUGGGUUCCCUCAGUCCCAGUUCCAACCCCAGCCCUCCUUAUAGCCUAAUGGGGUGUCGCAUGGCCUGUGAGGCCCGCUAUGUGGCUCGGAAGUGUGGGUGCCGGAUGAUGCAUAUGCCAGGCGGCGCACCCGUGUGCAGCCCCCAGCAGUACAAGGAUUGUGCUGGCCCAGCCCUGGACGCAGUGGUGAGGAAGGAAACGUGUGCCUGCCCCAACCCGUGCGCCAUCACGCGCUACGCCAAGGAGCUCUCCAUGGUGCGGCUCCCGAGCCGCGCCGCCGCCCGCUACCUAGCCCGGAAAUUCAACCGCAGCGAGGCCUAUAUCAUAGAGAAUGUGCUUGCUCUGGACAUCUUCUUUGAGGCCCUCAACUAUGAGACGGUGGACCAGAAGAAGGCCUAUGAGAUGUCAGAGCUGCUCGGUGACAUUGGGGGCCAGAUGGGGCUCUUCAUCGGAGCCAGCCUGCUCACCAUCCUGGAGAUCUUAGACUUCCUCUGUGAGGUGUUCCAGGACAGGGUACUGGGGUACUUCUGGAACCGAAGGCGCUCCCAAAGACACUCUGGCACCAACCUGCUUCAGGAGGGGCUGGCUGGCCAUGGGACUCAUGUCCCCCACCUCAGUUUGGGCCACAGGCCUCCCACCCCUCCCUGCGCAGUCACCAAGGGGCUCUCCACCUCCCACCGCACCUGCUACCUAGUCACACGGCUCUAGAGCUGCAGUCCAGGGCCUGAGGGCCACACUCCGUCUGUGCGUCUGUGCUACCUUCACCCCAAAUAAAGCCUGUGUGCAUCCA